UUCCCUAACUUUCCAUGUACUAGAUCCAGUGAAAAUUUUAAACAAACUAAAACAAAAUUUGCAGAGAAACAUAGCAGCAGCCAUGGCAGCUCGCAAGAGAGCUUCAGCGGCAGAUACAAAGCCAAGCCCUCCUCCUCAAACCCAGGAAACAACCACCCUAAUUGACCCGCCUAUCGCUCCACCUAAGAAAGCCUUAAUCUUCAAAUUCUGUCUUUUCUUUUCAAUCCCAUACUUUUACCUUCUUUACCAAUACUACACGAUCGAGCAAGAACUCAGGAGAUCCAUCCUUAUCAAUGCUUCCCUUUGUGUUACCGGCUUCUUCCUUACUCAGAGAAUGAUCCCUGUUGCUUCUAGAUAUGUUUUGAAACGCGGUUUAUUUGGAUUUGAUAUUAACAAGAAGGGUACCCCUCAAGGCACUGUUAAAGUGCCCGAAUCAUUGGGAAUUGUUGUAGGCAUUGUUUUCUUGGUAUUGGCUAUUCUAUUCCAGUAUUUUAACUUCACAGCUGAUUCAAAUUGGCUCGUUGAGUAUAAUGCAGCCUUAGCAUCCAUCUGCUUCAUGAUUUUACUUGGAUUUGUAGAUGAUGUCCUGGAUGUCCCUUGGAGAGUGAAACUACUACUACCGUCAAUUGCUGCACUUCCAUUGUUGAUGGCCUAUGCUGGACAUACAACUAUCAUAAUUCCAAAGCCUCUUAUUUCAUAUGUUGGGCAAGAGGUGUUGGAUCUAGGAUGGGUGUACAAAUUGUAUAUGGGGCUUUUGGCAGUAUUCUGCACAAAUUCUAUUAACAUUCAUGCUGGUUUGAAUGGCCUUGAAGUUGGGCAAACAGUUGUGAUUGCAUCAGCUAUUUUGAUACAUAAUUUAAUGCAAAUUGGAGCAUCUUCAGAUCCUGAGUAUAAACAAGCUCAUGCUUUCUCUAUUUAUCUUGUGCAACCCUUACUAGCCACUUCCUUGGCCUUACUUUCCUACAACUGGUAUCCUUCUUCAGUUUUUGUUGGGGAUACAUACACAUACUUUGCUGGAAUGACCAUGGCUGUAGUUGGAAUUCUGGGACACUAUAGUGAAACACUCUUGAUUUUCUUUCUUCCUCAAGUGUUGAACUUUCUCUUGUCACUUCCUCAGCUUUCUGGCUAUGUCAAAUGUCCCCGACAUCGUCUUCCAAGAUUCAAUCCUGAAACUGGAUUACUUACUGGAACACGUGAUGGUACACUCAUAAACUUUUACUUGAGAAUGGUUGGGCCAAAAUCAGAAAAGACGCUUUGUAUCCACCUCCUCCUUGUUCAGGCCCUAGGAUGUUGCUUCUGUUUCUUGCUGAGAUACUUGCUGGCUGGUUGGUACAAAUAAGGUGGCAGCUUUAAAGAAAUGCAAAAUACUUUUGCUAUACGGGUUUGUGGUGUAGAACAGGAGAAAUGGUUUUUUCAGCUGAGAGAAAUGAGCCUACUAUCUUGACAUACCAUUUUCAUUUUGACAAUUUAUGUAUUUGGUGGAAGACAAAGUUUGAGAAUAUUAGAUAUGGGGAAACCAAAGCCUCAAAUACUGUAUUUUUGUUUGCGUUAGGAGGUCCGUGUUUAAAACUGUACAUUGAUUCACAUAAAUUUUAACUACUUUUUUAUA
This is a messenger RNA of Gossypium raimondii (Peruvian cotton), 1609 nucleotides long. RefSeq lists its product as uncharacterized. The transcript is spliced from 11 exons. Gene Ontology annotation, molecular function: UDP-N-acetylglucosamine-dolichyl-phosphate N-acetylglucosaminephosphotransferase activity. Gene Ontology annotation, cellular component: membrane. Gene Ontology annotation, biological process: dolichol-linked oligosaccharide biosynthetic process; protein N-linked glycosylation. The record is from RefSeq and is a predicted model, not a curated record. NCBI's taxonomy places the organism in Eukaryota, Viridiplantae, Streptophyta, Magnoliopsida, Malvales, Malvaceae. The coding region runs from base 83 to 1339 and encodes 418 amino acids.